Messenger RNA from Trichoderma harzianum CBS 226.95, 2577 nucleotides. RefSeq lists its product as hypothetical. Gene Ontology annotation, molecular function: zinc ion binding; DNA-binding transcription factor activity, RNA polymerase II-specific; DNA binding. NCBI's taxonomy places the organism in Eukaryota, Fungi, Ascomycota, Sordariomycetes, Hypocreales, Hypocreaceae. The transcript is spliced from 7 exons. The record is from RefSeq and is a predicted model, not a curated record. Gene Ontology annotation, biological process: DNA-templated transcription; regulation of DNA-templated transcription. The coding region runs from base 1 to 2577 and encodes 858 amino acids.
AUGAACAGCUAUACUUUUGCGCCUCAGCAAUACCCCCAGAGGGAGACACAGAAGAACUAUGUCUUCGUUGACGAACACAACCGUCAUAAGCGGCUCAAAGUCAUGAGAGCCUGCGAAGGCUGCCGGAGAAGAAAGAUCAAGUGCGAUGCGGCCACCACAAAUACUUGGCCAUGCAGUGCCUGCAUUCGCCUCAAGCUUCACUGCGUCCGCCCAAAUGGAUACGAUGGCGCAACUGAUUCGACAACCUACGAGGCCUUUGUCCCGCCGACGAACCAAUUUCAACAGAUGGGAAUGCCAUCCCACCAGCAGGGACAAGCUUCCCUCAAAUCCGAACAAGACGUCUAUGCGCCGCAGGCCGGCUAUCCCGACGCAGCUUCAGCUUCUUUCCAAACUCUUCCCUACGAUGCUUCACAGCCCCAGCACAAUCUUCACUACACUACGGUCCCCCCGCAAAUGUCCAUGGUAGAUCAGCAUGUGGCCCCUCAGGAUGCAUUCCCAACGCCUCCCAUGCAGCAGUCGUCGCAGCCGGGCUCAUCACCAGGUGCAUAUUCCGCCGACUCUUACCAGCAGCAGGAUCUAGCGGAUCUCUUGGGCGGCCUCAAGAUGAAUGAGAUCGGAACAGCGCCAUAUCUAAGGAACAAGGCCUCUUUUAGACGUGAAGAACCGGCAGUUGAGGAUGAUGACGACCUGGACCUGCCCCCCAUCUCGAUCGGCCCAGGGCACAGGAUUCGAAUCCCUCCUGAAUUGAUGCCGGAUGAUGGAACUGCGAUCCAUUAUUUCGAUCUUUACUUCACCCACGUUCAUCCUUACGUCCCGGUGCUCAACCGAUCAAUGUUUUACCGCCAAUGGGCUACUGCUAGGGGAUCAAUUUCCCCAUUAAUCCUCGAAGCUCUGUUCGCCAUUGGAGGGCGACUAGCAGAUGAACCAGCACAGGGCCAACAAUGGCUGGCGCUAGCAUCAAGACAUGCCGAUGCUUUCAUGGAUGUUCCUCGCCUAAGCACACUCCAGGCGCUUUUGAUGAUUCUCAAGGCCAGAGAAGCCGCACCGAAGCGAGGUUACUACUACCGCUCAUGGAUGACUGUUGUCCAAUGCGUUCAAAUGGCCAAGGAUCUUGGUCUAGAAGAGCAUUACGAGGAGCACCAGGCGGGCCGGCCUUGCGAAUAUAGCCCAACGGACUGCCAGCUGCGAACUCGAAUCUGGCAGACAGUCUUUGUUUGCGAAGUCAUGGUGGGAACUCCACAAGGUCGCUACAACUUGGCUGUCGACAUCGAUUCUGUAGACUUCAAUGUUCCAAAGCCCAUUCCCGGUGGAGACGAUGCCGAAUACCACGUCUCGCGCAACUUCACCUACUUUGCUCGCAACGUGCGAAACAUUGCUAGAAUAACCAGCAUUUAUGUGCGGCUAAGGAAGAGAAAGGAUUGGGGAGUCGACCCCGAGUUUCAGCAGAUGGACCAGCACUUCAAUGCCUUCCUGGCAGAACUUCCUGCCGAUCUUAGUGUUACGUUUCCUCCGGACGGCUCUGCACCCUGGCUACCGUCGCCUUUCCUUGGCAACCUGCACUCAUAUUACUAUCUGACUUUGAUCUUGUUCCACCGACCUCAGUUGUCAUUCCUAGACCCAACUACCCAGGAAGCUCAAUGGAAGCAUCACAUGAUGAUUUGCUACAAUUCGGCUCGUGCUCUCUGCCGCCUUCAGGAAGCUGUUGUCAACUCAUUUGGAACCAUGGGGCUACAGUGCAUGCAGCGUGGCUUCAGUUUUACUGUCUACGCUGGGCUCUCAUGCAUUGUGCUUCAUCUAGUCGCGAUUGUCUCCCCAGACCCUGAUCUCCACACCGAUGCGCGAGAAUUCUUUACCCGCCACAUGAGAAUCAUGGAAAAGGUGAUGGAGGCGUGGCCAAUGCCAGAGUUGCAGCGACAGAUCGACGCCGUCCGGGAGGCUUUUUCAGCUGACGUUAGGAAGCCUUUUGUUCUGAAGCCCUCUUUCCCCUACGGAAGCCCUCAUCCAUCUCAUAGUGCUAGUCCCCCAGGAUAUCGCGGCAUGCAACGCGCUGGUUCCAUGGAACAAGCACUGGAUUCGAGCGGCAAUCAAACAGUCAGUUACAUAAGCCAUCCCAUAUCACCUCCAAUUUCUACCGGCGGUCUGGACAGUAAGAGUGACUCCCCAUCUGCACAGUCGCUCGUUAUGAUGCCGCAGGCAGUCGGUCCCGGCAUUUCACCGAAUAUGGCCCUGCCAGAGCAGCCAGCUUGGAACCCGGCUAGGAUUUUUGAACAAUGGAACACCACAUUUGGUACGCCCGCCCAUACCGAGCCCAACCCUGUUUCCCCGGCCAGUUCUCUGAACGUUGCCUCGUCCUCAGGUGCACCCGAAGUCCCUACACUUGAAGACAUUCAAGCUGUAAACUCCUCGCUGCCGUCCGGCUCACAACACAGCAUUUCCCCACAUCAAUAUGUGGCUGCGCCUGUGCCGAAUUUCGUCACGCCCGCGAUGUGGCAGGAGUCUGUGGCCAGCGUAUACGAAGGCGGUCUCAAACGUGGAUGGGAUUACGACGGAACCACGCCGGCAAUGAAGCGCCGCUAG